Molecule: messenger RNA, 2165 nt
Organism: Lethenteron reissneri (Far Eastern brook lamprey)
Lineage: Eukaryota; Metazoa; Chordata; Hyperoartia; Petromyzontiformes; Petromyzontidae
Gene: RFC5
Product: replication factor C subunit 5
Biological process (GO): DNA repair; DNA-templated DNA replication
Cellular component (GO): nucleus; DNA replication factor C complex
Molecular function (GO): DNA clamp loader activity; ATP binding; DNA binding
Source: RefSeq, a predicted model, not a curated record
CGACCAAUUGUAUCGCGCGUGUGGCAAAGUGCACUAGGGAAUCAAGUGUGAGGCCUGCGCACGGAGUAACAAGCGGGGUCGCAAUGGGCGAGCGGACGCCGCGCAACCUCCCGUGGGUGGAAAAGUAUCGACCAAGAGUUCUUGACGAGCUCAUCUCACACAAGGAUAUUCUAACUACGAUCCAGAAGUUCAUCAGUGAGGACCGAUUGCCCCACUUGCUGUUCUAUGGCCCCCCGGGUACCGGCAAGACGUCCACCAUCCUGGCAUGCGCACGGCAACUGUACGGAGAGAAAGAGGCUGCCUCAAUGGUGCUCGAGCUGAACGCGUCGGACGACCGAGGCAUCGAUGUUGUGCGAGGCCCCAUCCUCAGCUUCGCCAGCACGCGCACCAUCUUCAAGAAGGGCUACAAGCUGGUGAUUUUGGACGAGGCAGACGCCAUGACUCAGGACGCCCAGAACGCCCUGCGACGAGUGAUGGAGAAGUUCACGGAGAACACGCGCUUCUGCCUCAUAUGCAACUACCUGUCGCGAAUCAUCCCCGCACUGCAGUCGCGCUGCACACGCUUCCGCUUUGGCCCGCUUUCGUCCGACCUCAUGGUCCCACGCCUCCUGCACGUUAUUGCUGAGGAGCAGGUGGACGUAACGGACGAUGGGAUGAACGCGCUCGUCACGCUGUCAAACGGGGACAUGCGGCGUGCGCUAAACAUGCUGCAGAGCACCAACAUGGCAUACGGGCGCGUAACGGAGAACAACGUGUACACGUGCACGGGGCAGCCGCUCAAGUCGGACAUCGCUAACAUCGUGGACUGGAUGCUCAACAGCGACUUCAGUGGUGCCUACAGACAGAUCAUGAAAUUGAAGACUCUGAAGGGUCUGGCGCUGCAGGACAUCCUGACAGAGGUGCACACCUUCGUCCACAGGGUUGACUUCCCCAUGUCGGUGAGGAUUCACCUCCUCACCAAGAUGGCAGAAGUCGAGUACCACCUGGCCUCGGGCACCAACGAGAAGAUCCAGCUGAGCUCCCUCAUCGCUGCGUUCCAGGUGGCGCGGGACAUGGUGGCGGCCGAGGCAUGAGGGCACGACGAAACCCCGUGGCACCUCGGGCUUCGCGGUGACGUGUGAGCAAGUGGGACUCUGAGCUCAUUUGACUACUACAGCUGGAGUUUUCAUUUCCUACGAUCGGAUGUUUGAUCGCUGAAUCAACGUAACAAAUGGGAUGGGGUAUUAUUAUUUUUUUGUAUCCUUCACGGACACUUUGUGUGGUGAGAUGAGCACGGAACUCUUGAAGGGGUUUUUGACCGACAUGACAUCUGCGUACUUGACAAGAGGGCUUGAAAUACCACAUGCUGUAAAUAAAAUCCUUCCUCAGCAUUUCAGUGUCACCUUCCAAGCAAGAUGGAGUACAUUAUAAAGUCGUCGGAAAACCUUGUACUUUUAGGAUUGUUAGAGAGACGGGUUUGGCUCAGUGUUCGGAACAAAUCUGCAGCGUUAAAGCAAGUAGCACAACACCCACAUGUUAUAUUUAGUCUAUCGAGUAUAAUAGAAGUUGGGUGUUGGUAUGCCCCCUGGAAGUAAGGCUGUUAAUAUAUCAUUAGUGUGCAUGUUUCAAAUGGCUUUGCCUUCCCUCUACCUGUGUAAUGUAAGCUUGUAUGCUUGUAUGCUUACAUUACAGAGCUGUGCUUGUUUAUGGUUACAUCCAGAUUCUGACGUGAUAAACAGUCUCAGCCUACAGAAGUCUGCUUUUGUGCAAGACACCCAAGACUUGUUUAAAUAGACCAUUACUUUUGUCUGGGUCGGUAAAGACUAAGUCGCAGGAUUUGUAAUAAAAUCUGCUCAAGCACCUGCUUCCAACCCAAGUAAAUGAAUAGCGGUCAUCUUUGUUGGCGCCUUCCUGGUGUGUGGUAGUCCAUCCCUAUGCCUUGCCACAGUGGUCGUCAUUUUACCAACACCACAUGGAGGCCGAAUUGAUCCCAAAUUGGAGUCUGGAAAUAAUGCUCGGCAGGAAAUCGAUUAACGUUUUUCUCUCCGUCGUUUGUUGCAAAGGAUCGCCAGAUUGAACGAAUCACAAACCAUCACAACCACCUUUGUCACCCACAAUGCAGCGGGAUUGUUGAAACCUGCUGUGAAACUUUCCUGCCGAAAUAAAAGUAUCUGACGUGUACGGCA